Messenger RNA from Neocloeon triangulifer, 694 nucleotides. Its product is annotated as neurocan core protein-like. The transcript has 5 exons. The record is from RefSeq and is a predicted model, not a curated record. Gene Ontology annotation, biological process: biological process involved in interspecies interaction between organisms. Gene Ontology annotation, cellular component: external side of plasma membrane. Gene Ontology annotation, molecular function: carbohydrate binding. Bases 58 to 561 code for a protein of 167 amino acids. NCBI's taxonomy places the organism in Eukaryota, Metazoa, Arthropoda, Insecta, Ephemeroptera, Baetidae.
AUAAAAGGCACUGGUCUGUGGCUUGAUCAUUUGCAUAUCAAGAGUCACACAAACAAAAUGCGUGUUUUGUUGUUGGGCCUCCUCGCCACCUUCUUCAUGGCUCACGACUCCCAUUUGCAAUCAAACAAGAAAGGGGAGCAAUUCAACAUUUCCUCCGAGUUGAAGUUGUUGUCGAACGGGAAAAAAUAUAUGUUCUCCUACAGAAGUAAUUACCUUGGAUAUCCCACAAACUGGGUGAAAGCAAACGAGACAUGUGCCGAACUGAACCUCCACUUGGCGACUUUUCAUGACGAGACUGAUCUCAAAGCGGUGUGGGCCGAAACCCAAACAUUUCUUCCCCUGUUCGGUUGGUGGGUUUCGGCAAAGAAGGACGUGGACUUCCUUUGGCACGACGGAACCAAACUGAAAUUGGACAGUCCGUUGUGGAGGGAAGAGAAAGUGGAAAAGGGUCACGACUGCGUUUACGUCUCCUCCUUCGGGAAAGGAAAACUCAACAGCAAUCCGUGCGAGACGAAUUUUUUCUUCAUUUGCGAGCAGCCAGACACGGUUUGCAGAGAAUAACCUUUCAAAUGGUCAAUUUAUUUAGUCUGUUUACAGUUUUUUAAAAUCACUGAGCACUUUCAAUUUUUUAUUUAAGAAAAAUUGACUAAAAACUAUAAUAAAAUGCAUAAAAAUUAUAAUCUUAAUGUUGUUA